Botrytis byssoidea is the source of this 1206-nucleotide messenger RNA. RefSeq lists its product as uncharacterized. The transcript is spliced from 3 exons. NCBI's taxonomy places the organism in Eukaryota, Fungi, Ascomycota, Leotiomycetes, Helotiales, Sclerotiniaceae. Gene Ontology annotation, molecular function: oxidoreductase activity. The record is from RefSeq and is a predicted model, not a curated record. Bases 1 to 1206 code for a protein of 401 amino acids.
AUGGCUCCUUCACUUCUUGAUACCCAGCCUAUAGCACCCCAUCAAAUUUCCUCUCCAUCCCAAAAAACCAUUGAUCGCAAAGUCUUCCCAGAUGGUAUCAAAACUUCGGGUCAACAUCCACCACUUUACGAUCAAUUGAGACCUUACUCUGAUUUUCCAAAAGAAAUCACCGGAGAAACAGUGUGGAAAGCAGAAGAUUAUAUCAAUAACCCAGAAAGAUGGGUUCAUGUUUUCAAUGAGGAGGAAAUCGCAGAACUGAGUGCUGUAGCGGAUAAGUUCAUCGCGGAUAAAAUCCCUCUGACGGGUAUUUCUCAAGAUACCUUCCGCCUCUCAAAAGUUUCUACUCUACUAGCAUCAAUUCGAGCGGAAACUUUGAACGGAAAGGGCUUUAUCCUUUUCAAAGGAUUUCCAGUCGAGAAAUGGGGGAAUCAUAAAUCUGCCGUUGCAUAUAUGGGAUUAGGAACCUACCUUGGAUAUUUUGUUAGUCAAAAUGGUCGAGGUCAUGUUCUUGGACACGUUAAGGAUCUUGGCGAGGAUUCAACACAAAUUGAUAAAGUUAGAAUUUAUAGAACCAACGCCAGACAAUUCUUCCACGCCGAUGACUCUGAUAUUGUCGGCCUUCUGUGCAUCGCAAGAGCGCUCGAAGGCGGAGAAUCCGAUAUCGUUUCUUCGCACCACGUUUGGAACACUUUGCAAAAAGAACGCCCUGAUGUAGCAGAAACACUUACCAAACCUAUCUGGUACUUUGAUAGAAAGGGAGAAGUCAGUGUUGGUGAAGAACCAUACAUCAAGACCUCUGUCUUUUAUCUCGAGACCGGCCCCAAUGGUCGUGUAUACUCAAAAUGGGAUCCAUACUACGUGAAGUCUCUCACUCGAUUUUCGGACGCAGGAGUCAUUCCACCUUUGUCACCCGAACAGGUUGAGGCUGCUAAGGUUCUGGAAGAGACUUGUCACCGAUUGAGAUUGCACAUGAUUCUCGAGAUUGGUGAUAUCCAAUUCUUGAGUAACGAACACGUACUUCAUGCUCGUACUGCAUAUAAAGAUCAUGCACCACCAGCACCAAGAAGGCAUCUUAUGAGACUAUGGCUGGCGACACCGGAGAGUGAGGGAGGAUGGAAACUACCGUUCCAUGAUUCGAACGAGAAGAAGAGAGGUGGCAUUCAGGUCAAUGAUCAGGCUCCUGUUGCACCACUGGAUGCAGAAUAG